AAAAAGAUAAAAGCUAUAUCUCUUCAUUCUCCCAUGCUCUGGUAGUUUCUUGUUAAUGGGUUCUCUCAGUUUAUCACUUUUAUUUCCUUUAAUAUCUUUCUUAUUUUUGCUAAUUAUUAUUAAAUUUUUGCUCCCAAUAGAAUUUAUUCUAUCCAGUCCAUUCCAGUCCACACCCCCAUGGUAAUAUUAAUAAGAAAGUUAAAAGUGAAGGUGUGUGUUUGGAUUUUAUUGUUUUCUUGACAAUAUAGCCCAUGGAUUAGGGUUUUGUAAGCUCAUCAAGCUUUUCCCCAUAUUGGUAAUUUCCACAAUCUUAGGUUUACUUGGAGAGCUUUUUGGAAGUAGCAAGAAAGAACCCCACACACCCUACUCACCCACUCACACCCCCACUCUUCAAUCUGGCUUUUUCUUUGCUGCAUUUGGGUGUGGAAUGCAAGAGACAUGAGGUGGGGUUCUAAAUCCUUCACCAGUGGAUCUGCCUUUUCAUAUUUUGUUUUGGGGGGUUUAGUUUUUCAAGAUUUGAUAUCUGGGUUCUGAACUCAUUGUAGAUUUGAGGGGGGGUUUUGAGCUCCAACUUCCAAUCUCCCUCAAAUGGGUUUAUGAGUUUCUUCAUUUUUUUAAGAUCUGGCUUCUAAAUGAUGCCCUGUUCAUCUUCUUGACCUUCUUUUGUUAAUUCACUGGAUUCAGAGUCCAUUGUUUUUUUAGAAAAUUUGUCAUUGUGAGUGUGAAUUGAGUUCAAUUUUGAGUGUGAAAAAAUGCCUCCAAGCAAGUGGUGGCAAAAGGACACAAGAAAGGGAACUCCAGUGGUUGUAACCAUGGAGAACCCUAAUUACUCUGUAGUCGAAAUCGAUGGGCCAGACUCUGCAUUCCGGCCAGUGGACAAGGAUAGGGGCAAGAAUGCCAAGCAAUUCACAUGGGUUUUGCUUCUCAAAGCUCACCAAGCUGUCGGUUGCGUCGCGUGGCUCGGCAAUGCUCUGUGGGCAUUGCUUGGUGCCAUCAAGAAAAGAUUGAUAUUAAGGCAAGGUGUGACAGUGGAAAAUGAAAAAUCUGGGAAAGGAAAGCUAUUGUUUAGGGUCAUUUUAGCUUUCUUAGUGACUGCUCUUUCAUUUCUUGCAUUUGAAGUGAUUGCCCACUUCAAAGGUUGGCCUUAUUUCCAAAACCCCAAUUUGCACAUCCCACAAACCUUGGAGAUUCAGGGUUGGCUCCACACUGUGUAUGUUACUUGGUUGAAUUUCCGUGAAAACUACAUAGCUCCUCCAAUUCAAGCCCUCUCUAGCUUCUGUGUUGUUCUCUUCUUGAUACAAUCCGCCGACAGGCUUGUACUCUGUCUAGGCUGCUUCUGGAUCAAGUACAAGAAGAUCAAGCCACAAAUCAAUGGGGAUCCAUUUAAAUCAGAGGAUGUGGAGAGCCCUGAAUGUAACUAUCCCAUGGUUCUUGUCCAGAUUCCAAUGUGUAAUGAGAGAGAAGUAUAUGAACAAUCUAUUUCGGCAGUUUGCGAACUUGAUUGGCCGAAAGACCGAUUGUUGAUUCAAGUUCUUGACGACUCUGAUGAUGAAAGCAUUCAGUGGUUAAUCAAGGAAGAGGUCUCCAAGUGGAGCCAAAAGGGUGUCAACAUUAUCUAUCGGCAUCGAUUGGUUAGAACCGGUUAUAAAGCCGGAAACCUUAAAUCCGCAAUGAAUUGUGACUAUGUCAAGGCGUACGAGUUUGUCGCAAUCUUUGAUGCUGAUUUCCAACCAAAUUCCGAUUUUCUCACACAGACAAUUCCACAUUUUAAGGACAAUCCAGAGUUGGGUUUGGUUCAAGCUAGGUGGACGUUUGUGAACAAGGAUGAAAAUCUAUUGACGCGGUUACAAAACAUUAAUUUGUGCUUCCACUUUGAGGUGGAGCAACAGGUAAAUGGAGUCUUUCUCAAUUUCUUUGGUUUCAAUGGGACUGCCGGUGUGUGGAGAAUCAAAGCAUUGGAAGACUCUGGUGGCUGGCUUGAGAGGACAACCGUAGAGGAUAUGGACAUUGCUGUUCGCGCUCAUCUUAACGGCUGGAAAUUCAUUUUCCUUAAUGAUGUCAAGGUACUUUGUGAAGUUCCCGAGUCAUAUGAAGCUUACAAGAAACAACAACAUCGUUGGCAUUCGGGUCCAAUGCACCUCUUUCGGUUGUGCCUUCCAUCCAUCAUUACUUCUAAGAUAUCAUUUUGGAAUAAAGCAAACUUAAUUCUACUAUUCUUUCUCUUGAGGAAACUCAUCCUCCCAUUCUAUUCGUUCACAUUGUUUUGCAUCAUUCUUCCUUUAACCAUGUUUGUUCCUGAAGCCGAGCUACCCAUCUGGGUUAUUUGUUACGUCCCCGUAUUCAUGUCAUUCCUAAGCAUUCUUCCAUCACCAAGAUCAUUCCCAUUUGUUGCCCCAUACCUUCUAUUUGAGAACACAAUGUCCGUGACCAAAUUCAAUGCUAUGGUAUCUGGACUCUUCCAAUUGGGAAGCUCCUACGAAUGGGUGGUCACAAAAAAGGCAGGUCGGGCAUCAGAGCCUGACCUAUUGGCCGCAGAAGAGAGGGAAACUAAGGCAAUGAAUCACCCACAGCUCUCUCGUGGCGCAUCUGAUAGCGGGCUCUCUGAACUCAACAAAUUGAAAGAGCAUCAAGAAGCAGUUCCCAAACCACCAAAGAAGAAAAUGAACAAGAUAUUCAAGAAAGAGCUUGCCUUGGCGUUCUUGUUACUCACUGCAGCGCUCAGGAGCCUUUUAUCAGCUCAAGGUGUACACUUCUACUUCUUGCUUUUCCAAGGUGUGUCGUUCCUCCUUGUGGGUCUCGACCUUAUUGGUGAACAAGUAAGUUGAGCUGACACUAGGGAAAAAGAAAAAGGAAAAGAAAAAAAAGUAGAUAAAAAUAAAUUCUAUCAGUUUGAAGCUGCGAAAUUCAUACCGGCCUAUUUAUUUAAGGUGCUCAGUUAGUCCUCUGCCUUUGGUGCCCCAUGCAGGUGAAAGCUAACCGGCCUGCAAUUUCAAAAUAAGUUCUUUUCUUCUCACUCACAAUUGCGCAUAUAGAUUUUUUAUUUUUAUUUUUUUCCCAUUUUCGUUCAUCGAUUGGCCUUUGAUCUUGCUAUAAUUUUUUGGGUAAAUUGUGACAUAUAGGCCAAUCUUCAACAUUAGGCCAUCAUUGUUGUCGUCAUCGUAAAUGUUCUUCUUUCUCUUCCACUUAUUCGGUUCUUUAAUUGGUGAUGUUGUUUGUUAUUAUAUGUAAGGACAGAGGGUAUUUUUAUUUUUUUUUCAUUUGUUUAAUUUUCUUUGUAUUGUGGAUUAAAGUGUGGUUUGUGUUUAUAUUAGAUUAGCUCAUCUUUGAAUUCAAAGAAACCAUCAAGGCUUAGCCAUUUGGUUUCCCUGAGAUUACAUUACAUGUAACUAAUAUGUAAAUUUGCACCAGUUAUAUAUCUAUUUGAUUGAAGAUUCUCUCUC
Molecule: messenger RNA, 3440 nt
Organism: Camellia sinensis
Lineage: Eukaryota; Viridiplantae; Streptophyta; Magnoliopsida; Ericales; Theaceae
Product: putative xyloglucan glycosyltransferase 5
Cellular component (GO): Golgi apparatus
Molecular function (GO): glycosyltransferase activity
Source: RefSeq, a predicted model, not a curated record